Acyrthosiphon pisum (pea aphid) is the source of this 2159-nucleotide messenger RNA. RefSeq lists its product as uncharacterized. Bases 619 to 2148 code for a protein of 509 amino acids. NCBI's taxonomy places the organism in Eukaryota, Metazoa, Arthropoda, Insecta, Hemiptera, Aphididae. The record is from RefSeq and is a predicted model, not a curated record. The transcript is spliced from 9 exons.
UUGAAUUUAUGUGAACAAUAGGUUUCUUUAUUUUAAGAUUCAGUGGUGUUAAAUUAACAUCAGUAAUAUUGAUUUUAAACGUUUGUUCAGUUGGGCGAACUACGUACAUGAUAAUUGAUAACUAUUUUGUAUUUAUUAUGAUUUUGUACUAUAUAUAGCAUCAAUAUUCACUAUAUUAUUGUCUAUAUUGAAAUAAUUACUGGAAAUACCCUUAUUAAUGGUCUGUGUUAUCCUGUAUUACCGUGAUGGCGAUUGACGACUAUUUUUGUUUAUAUUUUUGCUGUUGUACCUAAAUAUACUCCGUUUCAAAAGACAACAUACCGGUCGGCGACCAAUUUAUGUCCAGCUGCGUGCAUCCCCCACCAAUUUCCCAUUGUUAGCGUGAUCACGUGGUUUUCGACGCACUAAUCGAAUCAUUCGAUAUGCGUGAAAGCGGUGUUUUAACGGCGUUUAAUUUUCAAAUGCUCAUCAUCUACAAUCCGAGAGUGAAGUCGUUCCAUUUAUCUCCUCGUUGAUUUUAAGUUUUUUUAAGUAUUAGUAUAAUCUAGUUGCCAGUUGGUCAUAAUCGUAAAACUGUUAAUACUACUACUUUAAUACAGUCCGAUACUCCGAUUUAUAAUGUCCGAUUUCAGCCUAGUUUACCAGUCUUUGUUUCCUGGAAAUGAUAAUGAACAUUCGGAUUCUGAAGAUAUUUCAACAUAUUCAGUUGAUUGUACCAAUGUUCAAAAUUCAUCAUCCACUGCAUCAGAAUUAAUAAAUUUUACACCACCUACAACAUCUACUUGUUCUGUAACAAACGAUACUACUAAACGUUAUUCACCUUAUUCAACACCAACAUUAACUAUCUCUGCGGUUUCUACAAGCUCGAAUAAUCACCCAAAAUAUGGUACAUAUCAGCCCAUGGAUUGGACAAAUGAGACAAUAUUACAACUACUGCAUACGAGUAAUGAUGGGCGGUAUGUUUUAGCAGAUUCUGUUUCAAAUAAAGGUCGAUUAUCUGAUGAUGGCCAAAAUACACUAACAAAGUUAUUAAUUAACUUUUUAUUUCAAGAUAAAUGCAAAGGUACUGACUUCUUUUUCAAGAAAAUUGCUAAGCUCAUUGUAGAAGUAUUUCCUCAAGAGAAAGAGAGAGUUUAUUUCAUAGCUGCUAAAACUGAAGGUAACCACCAAACCCACGCUAAGGGCAAACUAGUCGAACGCUGGAAAAAUGUAGCUAGACGCCUUCGUAGUAUUGGUGCAAUUGAAUUUUAUAGAAAAAAAAGUGUUCCUCCAUUAGAAAAACAAUCUGUAUUUUCUGAUGAUCUAACAUUGGCUAAAUUAUGGCUUCAAGAAGAAGGACUAUCGGCAGACUUUAAAUCUGUAAAAGAAAAGUGGAUUUUAACAUAUGAUUUGAGGAGAUCAGAAAUACUUAAUUCAGAUACCAAACUUACUUUGUGUGAUAUAUUUAAAAGUUGGCCUAUUCUCAAAAGCCCGAGAGGAUAUGAAUUGGUAUGCGAAGAUUUUAAUGCAUUAUAUCCUUUGCAAAAAGAGUUGUUUCAGAAUUGGAACACUUUUUAUGAAAAGUGGAUUUUAGUAACCGAUAAACUUGUAAAUAUCAGAAGAACGUCAAUUAAAGAUAAAAUUGCUAAAGAUUUGAUUAAACAAUUAGAUAAUUCUCAACAGUCAAACUGGAAAGUUAGUAUUGUUUUGAAAUUACAACUUGUACCCUAUCUAUUACCAACUAAAACAUUGAUAAGAUCUUCUGACCCUAAAAGUAUCAAAAAGAAUUGGAAACCAUCAUCAGGAGAGUCUGCAGCUGCUUUUAUCACACAUAUUGCUAACAUAUCUCAAUUAGAGACUGAUGUAGCACAAAGAAGAGAAAAAUAUCUGCAUAUUGGCAGUCAAAUCCAACCGUACAUCAUAGUAGUGGGAAAGGAUAUAUUUUCCAUUGAUGAAACAUAUAUUCGUGUGGACAACCAACUAUGGAAUUUUAGCUGCCCACUAAAAGCAUUUGAUUCAUGUUUCAAAGCAUACUUCACAUUCAACUGCGUAUAUCCCCGUGAGUGUUAUGAAUCUUGGAUGUUUUUCCAACACCAUUUAUACGGUUUAAAAACAGAUUAUGAUUUAAUGACAGCUGUACUUUCGUCCAUUAAUGACCAAUUUAUUUAAAUUCAUAAGUA